Necator americanus (New World hookworm) is the source of this 1425-nucleotide messenger RNA. RefSeq lists its product as uncharacterized. The transcript has 10 exons. The record is from RefSeq and is a predicted model, not a curated record. NCBI's taxonomy places the organism in Eukaryota, Metazoa, Nematoda, Chromadorea, Rhabditida, Ancylostomatidae. The coding region runs from base 1 to 1425 and encodes 474 amino acids.
AUGCAGCUCACACCAAGACGACAUGAACUGUUAUCAGUGUAUCUACUGGGUGCUGGGACCCUAUUUAUGUAUCUAGGUUACAUUAUGCAAGCUUUCAUAGCCGAAUCAGUGAUACAUACAUUGAGUAAAAGGCAUCCAGAAAAGAUUUACGAGUUUGCCGGCUAUUACGGACAAGCCCUGCAUUAUUCGGCUUUUGCGGUUUCCUCACUAAUUACGCCUUCUGUCCAGAAUUAUAUCACUUCAAAAUGGCUUCUCAUUAUAGCUAGCGCUUUAUUUGCAGUGUAUUAUUUGGGUUUUAUUCAUGUGACCAGUUUCUAUUUUUAUUUGUCGCAAGUAUUAAUGGGAAUUGGAUAUUCUUUCUACAACAACGGAGAAGGUUCAUAUCUUUCCGAACAUUCCUCGCCACGAACUAUCGAAUCUAAUACGGGUAUUGAAACAGCUGUUGGUCAUAGCAGUAUGUUCGUCGGUGGUGCUGCAUUAGCCAUGAUCUACUAUAUUAUCGUGCCGGGCACAUCAUCUAGUCACGAGACGUCGUUAACGUUCUCGGACACGCAAAUUUUCUGGAUCUAUGGAAGUUUUUUUGGAUUGAAUGUAGUUUCUGUGUUGAUUUUUACCUGUCUACCAACGAAACAAUUCGAUAGCAUAUCAUCGAACACUAAAAAUGUUAAAUAUGGUUUAAAAGAUCACAUAAAACAAUUCAAAUUUGCUGUUCUCGACACGAACGUGUUGCUGUUGACGCCUUUUUUCGCCUAUAUGGGUCUCAUAACCUCGUUCCUUAUGGGUGUGUAUCCAACAACACUUUCGUUCACCGCUUCCUUCUCUGAUGACGCAUACAUAAUUCCUAUCUACAGUAUGAGUAUUGGAGCAGCUGAGAUUUUUGGAGGGAUUUUCCUUAGGCGACUGAUCAAAAAAUGCCAACACUGGGGCCUUGUGGUCACCAUCACCACUCACUUCGUUUUCAUAUGCUCGAUGCUAAUUCUUGUUCAACUCUCUGCUCCUGAAAUGUCCACCAUCGAACCGACAGCAGCCGCUGCGAUGCUGAUUAGACCCAGUCGCUUCGUGGUGAUCAUUAUUGGUUUUCUGCUUGGUCUUGGCGACUUCACUAUCACAACGGGUCGUGCUGUGAUCUGUCAGGUUGCAGCUCCGGAUUUUCGGAUGCAGGUGUUCUCAUUGAGUCGAGUGUAUCAGUGUGUUUCUUCCUGUAUCGUACUAUUUCUGACACCUGUCAUGGGAAUCACGUCCUGGACAAUAGUACUGGCCGUAGGACUAGCUGUUGGAGCCACCACUUUCGCCGUAGUGGCAAGAAAAACGGCAAAUAAUCGCAAACAUCGGGUUGCAGCAACGGAGACCAAAGAAACGCUGGCAUCUACUGAUAUCGAGGCUGAUCGAAGAUUUUCUGGCGACCGUACCGCCGUCAACACUUAA